Synchytrium microbalum is the source of this 606-nucleotide messenger RNA. RefSeq lists its product as uncharacterized. Gene Ontology annotation, cellular component: box H/ACA snoRNP complex. The record is from RefSeq and is a predicted model, not a curated record. NCBI's taxonomy places the organism in Eukaryota, Fungi, Chytridiomycota, Chytridiomycetes, Synchytriales, Synchytriaceae. The transcript has 8 exons. Gene Ontology annotation, biological process: snoRNA guided rRNA pseudouridine synthesis; ribosome biogenesis. Gene Ontology annotation, molecular function: box H/ACA snoRNA binding. The coding region runs from base 1 to 606 and encodes 201 amino acids.
AUGAGCAGAGGACGAGGAGCUCCUAGAGGAGCACCUAGAGGUGGCCGUGGAUUUGGAAAUGCAGGACGAGGCGGAUUUAAUCGCUUUGAGCCUCAAGGACCGCCGGAUUAUGUUAAAUGGGCAAAUUCAUCCAUGCUUGCGAGGAUACCGUACUUCAACGCUCCCAUCUACCUCGAAAACAAGACCCAGAUAGGCAAAGUCGACGAAAUCCUCGGCCCCAUAACAGAAGUUCACUUUACUGUCAAGCUACAAGAGGGUAUGCAAGCUGCAAGCUUCAAAGCCCAAGAUGCUGUAUACAUUGCUCCAGACAAACUGCUCCCACUGGAACGUUUCCUGCCAAAACCAAAGGCUACUGGCAACAGAGUUGACAAACAAACUGGACGACAAGGCCAAGUGCCAAAACGUGGUGGUGGCGGAGGUGGAUUUGGCCGAGGUGCUCCAAGAGGAGGCCGUGGUGGGUUCGCACCUCGUGGCAGAGGAGGCUUUGCUCCACGCGGUUUCAGCUCGGAUAGAGGAGGACGUGGUGGUUUUGGCGGAAGAGGUGGCGGUGGAGCAGGAAGAGGUCAAUUUUCGCCAAGAGGCAGGGGAGGUCGAGGUGGCUUCUAG